This is a messenger RNA of Ichthyophthirius multifiliis, 1884 nucleotides long. Its product is annotated as lipase family protein, putative. The record is from RefSeq and is a predicted model, not a curated record. The transcript is spliced from 4 exons. Lineage: Eukaryota; Ciliophora; Oligohymenophorea; Hymenostomatida. Gene Ontology annotation, biological process: transmembrane transport; lipid metabolic process. Gene Ontology annotation, molecular function: transmembrane transporter activity.
AUGUUUCUUUACGAUGAGUAAAUAUCUAAAGAUAUGGCAGCCCUUAGUUUAGUAUCAUAUUGCUAAAAGCAAAAAAUAUAAGACUGGAAUUGUGCAAAUGCCUGUAAUAAAUUUCCAUAUAAACUCCAAGAUGUAUUUAUUUUUACAAAUAAAACAUUGGAAUCAAGAGGAUUAAUAGGUUAUUGGUAAGAAAAAGAAGCCAUCGUUUUAUCUUUCAGAGGAACACUUCCUUGGUUGUUAAAAAACUGGAUUGAAGACUUAGAUGUUUUUAAGAUAACUUAUGAGGAAUGCGAUAAUUAAUGCGAAAUUCACCGAGGAUUUGAGUAAACUUUUAACGUAAUAAAAGCCUAAUUAAUUGAAAAUUUUAUAUUUUUAAAAUAAAAAUACCCAAACUCAAAAAUUUUCAUAACCGGGCAUUCUUUAGGGGGAGCUAUGAGUAAUUUGGCAGUGCCCAUAAUCUAUAGACUAAACCAAAAUAAACCAAUUGAUUAUUUCUAUAACUUUGGAUCCCCAAGAGUUGGAGAUGAAAAUUAUGUUGAAUGGUUCGAAAGAAUCUAAUAAUAAUAUAUUAUUAAUAGAGCUAGGAUAACCCAUAAUGCUGAUCCUGUGCCACAUUUACCUCCCAAUUGGUAUCCAUUUAAAUUCAAACAUAUAGGAAAUGAAGAUACAUUUGAAGAAAAAUGUGGCUGGAUGGAAACUAUGUGCGGAUUAGGUUUAAUGAUGGGUCCUUUAUUGGGAUCUUUAUUGAUUUACUUAGGAGGCUUUAUUACUCCAUUUAUAUUCUUUACUAUUGCUUAAGCUUUAUAAGAAGAAAUAAUUGUAAAAGAAUAAUAAAGCAGUUUAAGUGGAAGUAGUUAAAAUAGCGAAAACGAAUAAAUAAAAGAUUAUGUAGAAAUUUCAUAUAAAGAAAUAUUUAGAGAUAGAUAUUUAAUUUUUAAUUAUAUUCUUAUUUUAUUACCUAGUUGUGGUUUAUUAUUUUUAGAUCCAACUAUGGGUAUUUAUUUUAAUAAAGUCUAUGGCUUAGAUGAUUUAUGGGUAGGAUUAUUAUUUUCUGUAGGAACUGUCACUUAUUUAAUUUUAUCACCUUUAGGGACUUAUAUGAUUAAAUAUGUAAAAAAUUAUUCUCUAUUGUUAUUUAUAGGAACUUUUAUUACCGGAUUAUCUUUUAUUUUUUUAGGGCCGGAUCCUUUAUUAGGAAUUCCUUCAAAAUUAUAUAUAACAUGUAUAGCAAAUGUUUUUAUUGGAGUUGCAACUUUAUUUAUAUACAUUCCUGCUCUUCCCUAAUUAUAUAAAAUUUUACUUAGGAUAUAAGGUAAAGAUAUAAAAAAUGAGUAAAUAAUUGGAGAUGUUGCCAGCGCUUUAUAUAAUACUAGUUAUGCUAUAGGAGAAUUUAUUGGACCUUUAUUAGGAGGUGCACUUUCAUAAUUAUUAACCUUUUAAAGGAGUGCUUCUGUUUUUGGAGUUGCUAUUAUUGCAUUUAGUUUAUUAUAUUUAUUUUUUGGGGGAGUUUUUGAAAAAUUAGAUAAUGUGGACGAAGAGCUCUAAAAUAAAAUAAAAUAAGAAAUUUUACCCUUAGUUUUAUCCCCUGCUAGUAGAAAAUGUAAUUCUAAUUUGAUGACACCUAGAUAAGUUUAAUUGAAGGCAAAUUUAUUAAUAGGAUCACCUUUUUAAGGAGGAUUAUAGCCUUUGUUUUAUACACCUACACUAAAAAGUGAAGAAGGAAAGCAUAAUUUCGUUAUUAAAGGAAAACAUGGAUAUAAAAAACAUAAACAUAAAAAGCUUUAAAAAGUCGAAGAACUUGAAUAUGAUUUCGAAGUUUAAUUUAAUGAAUAAAAUAUUGAUUGUAAAUACGAUUCUUUAAGAAAUAGUAAAAAUAAUGUUUGA